Messenger RNA from Mya arenaria, 5708 nucleotides. Its product is annotated as phosphatase and actin regulator 2-like. The transcript is spliced from 15 exons. Gene Ontology annotation, biological process: actin cytoskeleton organization. NCBI's taxonomy places the organism in Eukaryota, Metazoa, Mollusca, Bivalvia, Myida, Myidae. Gene Ontology annotation, molecular function: actin binding. Bases 173 to 2116 code for a protein of 647 amino acids. The record is from RefSeq and is a predicted model, not a curated record.
UAAGUUGUGUGGAUAGCUGAUAUGGAUGUAAGCUGCAUACUGAAAUGUGAAAACUGUGCCUCACUUUGCUUCUAGUGAAGUUUAUAGGUUGACAUUUACAACUUAACAUAUAAAGAAAAAUGACAGCCUGAUGUUCAGCAUAUUUUAAGUUGGAAUAUAACUUAGGUUUUUAAUGCGAUUGAGGAGAAAGAAAAAAGAUAAAAAGAAAAAUGGUGACCUGAAAUCUAACGCCAUGGGUAACAACAACACAUCGGGGGUUGCCACACCACCGGUAGAACGAAAGUCAAAGUUCGCAGCAAUAGGGAAAAUAUUCAAGCCCUGGAAAUGGAAGCGGAAAAAGAAGAGUGAAAAGAUAGAGAAAACUGCAAAAGAAUUGGAACGUAACCUCUCAGUUCGCUCUACUAGGGAGGAGCUUAUAGAGAAAGGUGUUCUCAAGAUUCGUACGGAGGACACGAUAGAGGAGGUGAAUGAAAACCAGUCUGCAAACACUAGUCACAACCAGUCUGUCGCCCCUAGCAACGACCAGGCAGAUGUCACUAGAGUCACCAAUGGUGAUGGUGUUGGUUCGAGCAGUGAAGAAGUGAGCGAUGCUGUAAAGUCUGUCACAGAGAAUGGUGUGGUGAACACAGCGGUGGAGACAAGUGUGUCAGACAAUAAUGUCAUCACCACAAGGGCCGAAAUAGCUUCACCCCAGAGCAACUCUAUAGACCUGCCCUGUUCGGGCCAAGGUGAGCAGCCUACAGUGUCAUCCAUACCAGCAACUUCCACAUCACAGGCGCGGCCUGUGAUAAUCUCUGCCUUGCCAGCCACAGUCAUUCCAGAGGUCAAGGUCACGGUACAGUCUCCUGAACCAUCGCAAAGAGCGGAGCCCCUUGAGACACAGGCCCCGGACACACACACAAACACAGCACAGGAACCCACUUCUCAGGAACAACGUCAGGAAGAUUCAUCCCCACGGGCACCUGAGGUUUCACCCCGCUCUCAGCCAGAGGUAACUCUGAGGGCUCAACCAGAGGUUACUCCCCGCCCUGUUCCAGAGGUUACCCCCAGGGUCGCAAUGACCUCAUUUGGUAAUACGACCACAAUCAGAGACACUCCUCGUUAUAAGCCCAGGUUUCAGGACAGCAGUGAGGAGGAUGAAAGUGAUGAAGAGUAUGAUCAUCCUCCACCCCCGACCAGCGAUCCUCGAGUGUGGGAGGCGGAUGCUAGUGAGCCUGACUUUACCAAAAUGCCAAUUAAAAGUGCUUUAAAAAAGACUCCUGUCGCAUACUCUAGUGUACAAACUACGAGAAAUGCUGGUGAUAGUGUAAAAACAAACUUUAGCGCUCGAGUGUCGAGAGAUACACCUCCCCCAGAGGGGAACAGUGUCGUACCCCAGCCCUCCCCUAAGGCUACACCUGUAAAUCAGGGCCCACCAAGACCCAAACCAAGGAUUACACUUCUCAGGGGCAUACAGGCGUGUGACUCAGACACGUUACCUGCCCCACCUGCAUACCCCUCGGUACCUGAGCACCCACCCCCUCCAUACAAGGCACCUGCUCCCUUGCGGGAUGACGAAUCUUCCUCCGAUGAUGAGGAAAUCAACUACAGGGAUGAUGACGACCAGCCAACUGGUUUGGCAGCCAAGGUGGCUCGACAGGACAGUCUUGCACGGUUCUUGAGCAACAGACCAUCACGUCAGGAACUUGUGGAGAAAAACAUUAUUCCAUACAAGUCAGAUGAUCAGAUACAUAAAGAAAGGGCGGAGAUUGGCUCAAAACUCAUCAGGCGACUGAGUUUACGACCUUCACAGGAAGAGUUGGAACAAAAAAACAUUCUUCACUUGCGGAGUGAGGAUAUCGCAAAGAGAGAAAAGGAGGAGAGAAAGAAAUUGUUGAUUAGAAAGCUGAGUUUCCGACCCACGAUCGAGGAGCUGAAGGAGAAGAAAAUCAUCAAAUUUAAUGAUUAUCUGGAGGUCACAGACGCAACAGAGUAUGACCGGCGGGCAGACAAACCCUGGACACGCCUCACACCCAGGGAUAAGGCUGCCAUAAGAAAAGAGCUUAAUGAUUUUAAAGCUGGAGAAAUGGAUGUUCAUGAUGAUAGCAGACAUUUAACUAGAUUCCACAGGCCAUGACAUGGAGCUGUGACAUAGAGCAUGUUACCGAUGUGUAUUCACGCUAGCAGCAGGCCUGUGAAAUGACCAUGCCCAGCUCCCGUAUGCACUGAAUCCUAUAUCGCAGUGUUCUUACACAGCAUGUGCUCGGCUUCCCAGCAACACAGACGGACAUAUCAUCGCCAAGUGUUCACAAAACUUUAGAAAUAUUGAAAAACUCUGCCAUGAUUCAUUGAUAAAAACAUGUCUGCUGUGAGCUAAGUAGAAAAAAAUCCAUCUAUGGAUUCAAUGAAGGAACACUAAAUCCUGCAAGUUCAAAAUUAUUAUUAGAUAUUCUGUGUUUGUCAAAUUGGAAGCAUUUAUAUGCUUUUUUUUAUAGGAAAAAACUGUGAUACCCCUGGCACUGAGAUAUUGUGUGAUUAUGUGUGUAAGACCGAACAGGGAUCUGGGUUUCACAUGGAAGAUGUCUGUGAUCUCUCUACAUUCAGUUUUUACUAGUGAUAUGAUGUUUUUCGUGUUCACUAUAAUCCACCUUGACUGUAUGCAGAUAUUUUUUGUGUUGUUUUGGUGUAAUGAAUAAUUUCCAUGUUCAAAUUGCUUUGCUUGAAAACUGUAGGAUACAUUUUAACAUGGGAACAGAGGUUGAAGUUGGCCAAUUUUUGUUUUGUGUUAAAAGCAAUGGAAUUAAGAACAAAGAUUUUACCUGUUGUAUAAGAUCGCUCUAAAUAUUUGUUUCUUUAUUGUUGCUCAUUUAUUAUACUCUCUGCCAUGAUUUAAAUCUUUUCAAAUAGAGAUAUAAUUGUUUAAAUACCUGUUAUCAAAAGCUAUUUUCAUUCAAGAUUUAAGCCAUAAGUCAUCUCAGUUGCAAUUAUUGAUGUAACGAACAUUGCUGUAAUUAAUUGUUACAUUGCUAGUAUUAAUCUGAUUUUAUGGAUAUAAUCCCAUUCAUCUUGUAAUUUUAGUGAGUAAUACAUGUGCCCAUUGAUACUUUAAUACUAUUGUAAUUUAAUUUUCAUGUCGAUCUAUUUAUAAAGCGUGUGAACUGUGAUGUCAGGUUGGAUAUUAUCCUCUCUUAGUAAAGAGCUCACAAGUGAUAUUCCUAUACUUAACAACAGAUUUUAAUUUCUUAAUAUAAUACUACCUGGUAGCUUUGUUUGCAACACGUUUAUUAUUUAUUCCAACCAUUUAUAAUUUAGUGAAAUCAUCAUUACAGCACAAUCAUUUUUUAUAUCAACUUCAACAUAUAUAGGCAGAAUUAUUUUUAUUGUGAUACUUUCAAAAUAUGACAUUUAUAUUUCUGUUUUUUAAAUGAUCUCUGCACUGUUUCUGCCAAAAACAUGCAGAAUCGCAUUUCUUAAAUUUAUAUUAGGCCUAAAACAAUACAUAUAUCUGAGUUUAGGGAACAGUCUCAAAAACGCAGGUAGUUAAGAGGGAAAAGUUUGUUUUAAAGUCCAGUCAAAACAGCAAAGCAAGUUUGCAAAUACUUAGCAUGACAUUUUUCUACAUCGUUGAGUAGAAAUUAACACUGAAUGUGUUUAGUUGUUAUCAACACAAAUAUUUUUCAUGUUCAACAAAAAUUAAAAAUCAGGAUGUUUUCACGUUCAACAACAAUUAAAAAUCAGAAUGUUUUUUGUAUCUAAGGUAACAAGAAUCCUCUAGGAUCAUGGGGUUUUGUCAGGUACAUGUAUGGUCAGGUUGCCCUAAACACAGGAGAUCUUUUAGGCCUAUUGUCUAGUUUUCUAAGAACUUGCUUCCAUGGUUUGUUUUCUUUAAAAGUGACAGUGUGGUGAGUGUAUCAGUUUUAUAUUUUGAAGUGAGUGCAUUACAUUAAACUGUCAUUUUAAAGCAUUUAGCCACCGUACAUACCAUACGCAUAUUCUCAACCACUCUUCCUGCUAACAGCUAUAUUUGUACAACCAUACAAUAUAAUAUUAAAAUGUGCAACUGAAACGGUAACUUUAUUCUUAAAGAAGUGAUAUGAAGUUCAUCAGAGUCCAACUAUGAUGGUAUCACAAAGGUGGAUGUGGGAUCAUUAUCCCAGUACUUGGGGUUUCAACCCAUUUUCGAGGUAACUUGUGGAUUGAGAAUGUCCUAGUGUCUUAACAGAACUUUCAAGGUUGUGUUGUGAUGUUGAUAAUGUACCUACUAUUAGUAGUUAUAUUCAAGUGCUUUGUGCUGACAAACUAUGUUCAAAUCUUCAUGAAGUGAUGUUUGUACUGACAUGCAUUUUUAUGCCAAACAGAUAUGAUGCGUAAAUUCUGCUUGUUUGUAGUCCAAUUAUAGAGCUAUAUUUCAUAGUUAUAAAGCAAUAAAUAAUGAUUAUUGGAUAUUCUAAUCUAUGAAACCCCUUUCAUAGAGCAAACUUAUUUAGACCAAUAAACGCACCAACUGGCCGAAACUGUCUUGAUUAUUUUUAACUUUUAACAUUGAUUUGACAGUACAGUAAGAUGCUUUUUUUACAAAAUGUUUAAACAGUGUCAGCAUGAUAGCAAAAAAAACUUUUCUAUUAGUGUCCAAAUUUGAAAUUUUAUGUAAGCAUUGUAGAAAGAUAAGAACAUUUUGAUCUCAUUUGUUUACAAUUAAGUUUUUGACAGUGAAUGUUUAAGUAAAGAGCAUAGGAAGUUAUUUAAUACUUAAAAUAUCUAUAUAAUUAUAUUCUAAAGAAAAAAACUAUUCUUAAUUGGAUUAAUAUAUAUUCAUUAUUUUUCUCAAAAACCAUGAUUCUGAUUUCAUUGAAACAUACACAUUUUAUUGUAUCUAUUGUAUAUUUUGCAAAUUUUAUAUUUUGUAUAAAGUGGUAUUGUACAUUAAAAUGUACAGAGCUUAUGAGACAAGCAUUAUGAUGAUUUGUGUUGUUGAUGCAUUGUAAUAUUGUAUGUUUUUUCAGUAAUCAUUGAUGAUACUUUAUUGUAAUUGUAUGCCUAAUGGACUUGUAGAGUUUUCAUCCGGUCUUUCAUCACAGCAAAAAUAUAUGAACUGGUUUAACACCACAUGGUUAAAUGAUAUAGUAUAUUAAUUGUUCAUAUUUCUCUUCCAUAUUGUAUAUAAAUUUCUGCAUAUUUUUACCAGUAGGGUAUACAUGCAUUCCAUAAAUAAAUGCCAGUCUUCACAAGUUGAGAAAAAUGUAUUGGUUUAAAUAGCCAUGGUUACGAUUUACCUAUCACCUUUUGGUUUAAAAAGUAAGGAAAUUACUCAUUGGCUUAAUUCAUAUGACUGUUCUUUUAAUUUGGUCAUACUAUAUGUUCUACAAUGCUUUGCCAAGUGUUCAGCAAUCAACAUCUGAUUAUUUUCACAUUUGUUUUAACUGACUGACCAGUAACUUUGAUAAAAUACACGUCUUAACUUCAAAGGGUAUCAUGUAAAUCAGGAGUGUUCCAAUUUAUGCUUGCAUCUGCAAUGAUAAAUAAAAAAAAUAUUAAUUUUGUGAAGUGGGAAAAUAGACAUUAUAUUACUUUUACACCAAGUAACACCAUUGAACUUGAACAUUACCAUUAUGCACUUGUGUUUCAUAUGUUGGUUACUUGCUACUUAUCACAUGUAUGUUAACACUGACUCUGUAAUUGUUGUAUACAGCUGUAAGGUAUCAUCUGAACAAUAAAUUUAUUUAAAUGCC